AUGACUCGCUCUCACAAGGCCAAUGAUAUCCCCCACAACCACCCCGAGGCCGUGGCUGCCUUUGACGAACACAAGAUCCCCAAGUACUUUGGAAAGACCGGCUUUGUCGACAUGGCUCCCAACAAGACUAAGAAGAACGGUGGUGGUAAGGGCAAUUGGGGUCGUGACGGAGACGAAAUCGAUAUCACCGAAUUCAAUACCUUCAAGCCCCGCCGUCGCUCCAACUCCAUGGGCAACAUUGAGAACCAAUUUGUCCCCAGCAAAUUCGAAGUGGUUGAUGAACCUGUCUACGAUGAAAGGGUCCAUGGGGCUCGUCACCCUGGAGUCGUGGAUGACGGGGCCGAACUGGCCUCUACCAUUUCCAACACUUCUUCUGUUGAGGGUGAAAAGGCUUAG
Morchella sextelata is the source of this 396-nucleotide messenger RNA. RefSeq lists its product as uncharacterized. The transcript has 2 exons. The record is from RefSeq and is a predicted model, not a curated record. Bases 1 to 396 code for a protein of 131 amino acids. Lineage: Eukaryota; Fungi; Ascomycota; Pezizomycetes; Pezizales; Morchellaceae.